Messenger RNA from Chlorocebus sabaeus (green monkey), 2924 nucleotides. It is a transcript of the gene CCDC77, whose product is annotated as coiled-coil domain containing 77. Gene Ontology annotation, cellular component: centrosome. NCBI's taxonomy places the organism in Eukaryota, Metazoa, Chordata, Mammalia, Primates, Cercopithecidae. The record is from RefSeq and is a predicted model, not a curated record.
AAGGUGGAACAGGGAGACCAGUUAAGAGACUGCUGUAGUCAUCUGGACAAGAGAUAACAGUGGGUUGGAAGCCAAGUGCAGUGACUCAUACCUGUAAUCCUACUACUUGUGUGACUGAGGGGAGAGGAUUGAUUGAAGCCAGAAGUUUGAGACAAGCAAGACCCUGUAUCUAAAAAAACUAAAAAAACAAAAGCACAAACAGCGUGCUGGACCAGGGCAAUGAGGGUAGAGGUGGUAAGUAGUUGUCAGACUCUAGAUGUCUUGAUGAACCAGCCAGUAGGAUUUGCUAAUGGGUUAUGUGUGGCAUGUAAGACAAAGAGGUGAGUAAAAUUUCUCCACCCAAGUUUGUUUGUCAUAAACAACUGGCCGCGUAGAAUUAGUAUUUACUGGAAUGGAGAAUUCUGAGAGAAGAGCAGGUUUUUGUGGUGGGAGGUAUGUAUCAGGAGCUCAGUUUUACACUUGGCAAGCUUGGGAGACCUGCUAGACAUCCACGUGGAGAGACGGAGUAGUCAGUCAGACAUGUGAGUCUAGAGCGGAGGGCAGAGUAGGACGGAGGCGUCAAUUUGAAAACGACUAAUGUGUACAUGCUGUUUAAAACCGUGAGACCUCAGGAGAUCACCAAGGCAAUGAGUGAUGACCAGUAAGGAAAGGGGCCAACCAGGAAGAGGUGUCCUGGAAGCCAAACGAAGACAGCUUUGAAGGAGUCAGGGAGAGAGGUGUGAAAAAGACAGCAUGAACUUUACCCCAAAACACACCCCUGUCUGCAGAAAGCAAGCAGUUGUCUCCAAACGUGCUGUUGCCACCAGUGGUCCCACCAAGAGGAGGGGCAUGGCAGACUCACUGGAGUCAACCCCCUUGCCUUCCCUCGAAGAUCGUCUGGCCAAACUCGGUCCUUCUAAGGAGCUCCUGGAAUAUUAUCAGAAGAAGAUGGCUGAGUGCGAGGCAGAAAAUGAGGACUUGUUGAAGAAACUGGAACUCUACAAAGAAGCUUGUGAAGGACAGCAUAAACUUGAAUGUGAUUUGCAGCAGAGGGAGGAAGAGAUUGCUGAAUUGCAAAAAGCUCUAAGUGACAUGCAGGUCUGCCUCUUCCAAGAACGGGAACAUGUUUUGCGCCUCUACUCAGAAAAUGACCGACUGAGAAUCAGGGAGCUAGAAGACAAGAACAAGAUUCAGAAUCUCUUGGCUCUUGUGGGAACAGACGCUGGAGAAGUGACCUAUUUUUGUAAGGAGCCUCCUCACAAAGUCACCAUUCUCCAAAGGACUAUCCAGGCUGUAGGUGAACGUGAGCAGAAUGAAUCUUCAGCUGUCAAAGCAGAUCCUAAAAUAAGCAAAAGAAGACCAUCGCGAGAGAGAAGAGGAAGUUCUGAACAUUACCAGAGAGACGUACAGACACUCAUCCUGCAGGUGGAGGCGCUGCAGGCUCAGCUGGGAGAGCAGACCAAACUUGCUCGAGAACAAAUUGAAGGGCUCAUGGAGGAUAGACGGAUUCACCUUGAGGAAAUAGAAGUUCAGCACCAGAGAAACCAGAACAAAAUCAAAGAGCUAACCAAAAAUCUUCACCACACCCAAGAGCUGCUCUAUGAAAGCACCAGAGAUUUUCUGCAACUCAGAUCUGAAAACCAAAGUAAAGAGAAGUCAUGGAUGCUUGAAAAAGAUAACCUGAUGUCAAAGAUUAAGCAAUACAGGGUGCAGUGUAAGAAGAAAGAAGAUAAAAUUGGAAAAGUGUUGCCCGUUAUGCAUGAGAGUCAUCAUGCUCAAAGUGAAUAUAUUAAGUCCCUAAAAGAUAAGUUAGUCCAAGAGAAAAAGCUGUCCGGUAUGUACCAAGAGCAGUGCAUUUCCUUAGAAGAAGAACUUGCCCGAAUUCGUGAGGAAGAGGGAAUGAGGAGAGAGAUCUUCAAGGAUCGCACUAACAAGAUGGGGAAGCGUUUACAGGUAAUGACAAGACGCUAUGAGGCAUUGGAGCGUCGACGGAUCUUGGAAGUAGAAGGCUUUAAGACAGAUAUUAAGGUUCUCCGACAGAAACUGAAAGACUUGGAGCAAAUGUUGUAUAAGGCAACAAUUAAUGUCCGGGCAAACCAGGAUCUUGCCAUUCUGUGUGAGGUCCGUGACAGCAAUAGACGGGCACAUAAGAUACAAGGAGAACUGAAGAAUCUUAAGUCGAAAGUGUUUGGUCUGGAGAAUGAACUGAGACUCUGUUGAUGUCUACUUUUGGAAAUGGCCUCCAUUUAGAAGAGGUGUGCUCCUUGAAACCUGAGGACAAGGUCAUCUGCUGCCAGAAAAUGGAAACCUGAGUUGACUAGAGUGAUGGUGUUGAUUAUUAUGAAGACAGGGUGAAGAAUCAGGGACCACUAGGAAAGCUUUUCUUGCAGGCUCAGCUUGCUUUAUCAUUUUUGCUGUCCUUUUAACAUUUGUGGGGAGUAGGGGCCUGGUCCUGAAUGACCUAGGGCUUUCAUUAUUUAUCCCGUCUGUAUCAACAGGUUUUUGUUUUUUUAGAAGACAGUGAUGAUAAAAACUUAGGAGGAAGGUAUUUUGCAAUGAGCUUGGCGGAGUGUCCGUGGGAAGAAUACUUUCCCUAAAGAGAGAGACGCACGCACAGAGGCUGCCGUUUUCCUGAGCUGGGGGAGAAGGCAGCACAUCACACCUGUCCCAUCGGAAUAGGCGCUCAUUCUGCUAUUUCACCUUCCGUCGUGAGCAGAGCCUGAGUUACGUUUCUGGGCAGUUUCAUGGUGUUUCACCAGAGGGCACUAGAGACUCAAACAAAAUGUCCAUCUGGAAAAAUUAAGGAGACACUUUGGCAAGGGUGAAUGAAACUGAAAUGAUCCUUGUUUGGAAAGUUUGAUAUUUUUUUCAGUAACACGGCUUUUGAAAAAUGAUGUAUAGAUUUUAAAUUAACUAUUUUCAAUAAAAUAUUUCAUUCAAAAGAU